GUUCAUCCCAUCCAUCGCACUUUGUAUUAGUAUUAUACUUAUCCUUCUUUUUUCCUACGUCGUUGGUGUUUUGAUUUUCCGCCACCGUUCCUGUAUCUGUAUCAGGCAGAAGCUGCUGUGCUGCCCUCAGUGCACACAGCGGCACCUGUCAUCCACCUCUCCUUUGCAGAGUGUGCUUGUCUGGCAUCGGCUCAUUCUCGUCCACGCCCCGGCCGUCAACGCUGCUGUUUGAAUUUCGACCACCCUCACCACCAUAACCCCCCUUUUUAUAUCCAGUAUCUCCCUCAUCGUCUCUCGUACUAGGCUAUUUGUGUAGACCUCAACCAUGGCCUUUUCCAACUCCCUGAGCGGCCGCAUGGAAGAACUGCGUUUUCCCAACCUCCGGUCACCUUCCGAGGUAGACAGCUCCUUCUCUCCCAAUGGUGCAUCGCCUAGGGACCCGAACACAUACUUCACGGCCCUUCAACCGUCCCCGAACGAUGCAAGAGCAAGUCUGCAACGACGUUUUACCACUGAUUCGAGCAAAAUGUCAACCACCCGCCCCUUUAGCCAGCAGUAUACUGCCAUGACCUCGACCGCGGCCAUGAAUAAACAAAUGUACGAUGAAAUCCAGAAUGCAAAGCGUAAGGCCGAGGAGCACCUACGGCUGCUUGAGCUUCAGGAACGGAGUCUGCAAUUGGGAUCGGGCGCCCAUGAUCUCGAGCGUCUGUCGAGCAGAGUCAACCGGAUGAGUCUCACUGGCCCUGUCAGCGAGCCAACGACCCCUCCAGAAUACGCCGACAGCGGCUUUAGCAGUCGCUUUUCCCGCUCGAGCCGGUUGUCCAUGAACAGCAUCAUUUCUCCCCCCGGGCUUAGCCAGCGCGUGUCGACGUCAAGCACUCAGCUUACCUCGCCCCCAAUCAAUCGGCUCUCAGGCAAUGGGAUGUUCGGACAGUCCCAAAAGCCCUCAGCCAAGUCCGUCCCUGGCUCUCGCCGAGGGUCAGACGAGGAUGAGUAUUACCCAGAGGACCUUCCAGAUCCACGAGGCCUCGCAACAACGUACGUACCGUUAUCUCCUUACAUGUUCUGCCUGUCGCGUGUUGAUUCUUCUCUCUGUCAUCAAUUUUGUAUGAAACAAGGGAACUCUUGAUCACAAUGUGAUAUAUCCACUCUUUGCGGCGGUGGACAAGUCACGUUGUGUUCACAAUGUGAUUGUUAUUCACCUCACCUAUUCAACAAUUCAGAGGUCCCUAGUCACCUUCUACUAGCCUUGUACUGCUUCUUCCUAUUUAGCCGAAGUUUCCCCCUGACUUUCCACCACAGUUUAAACAGAUUUUCUAUGCCAGUUCACAGCAAUCGCCCCUUGCAAAGACUAAGUCUCUCAAACAAAACUGCAUCUGCAUACGGCCUUGCAAAUACCACCAGCUUCCUUUUUGACGAGGAUGAAGACAAACAUCUGUCCCUGAAUGCCAUCGAUUUAAAGUCUCCCAUUGCAAAGGCCUUUGCCCAGCUGGAAGGCGACGAUACGUUCCCAACCUUGACCAGUGACGGUCUUAAGCUUUCUGCCAAUUCAGCUGCCUUGGAUCUUGCCAAUUCUCGGACUCCUGAUCUGGAUUGGACCCUAGGCUCUCGCUAUCGUCCUGCUCAUCAGAGCAUGCCCCAUACUGAUUCGUCUAUGUACCGACCUGUCCUGAGCAAUCUCAGUGGAUUAACCAGUCCUUCAUCAGAUCGGCCAGCUGAUCUCAACCGUCGUAAAUCUCAACGUCACUCUCUGGGAGUCACUUUUGAAGAUUCUUCGCCUCUUCCUACGACUCUUCCCGUCACUCGUCCUUCGUCCCUUCAAACUUCCUAUUCCACAAACGACGUACCCACCGUCAAGAAAUCCCUCACGUCAGAAACAACCCCCUCCAAGAUUCACGCUGAGCAACAAUUUCACAACCACAACGUUAGUCUCGGUCGGAUCCCGGCAAACGCCGUUCAUCACCGUCAGAGUCGUGAAGGAGCCAACGGAAGCACCAAAGUCGACGAAAAGUUACUAUCGUCUGCAGCCAACAUGUCUUCCCUACAUCCUGGUGCUGCUCCAUUCAAUGCCCAUUUCAACGGAUCUGAUGGCUCUAUGACCACGACUCCUGGAAAUGGUGGCUACUAUCCUUACAACAUGCAGAACUACAAUGUCAGCCAGAUGGCCCCGCCUGCCAUGGCAGGACCCGUUGGUGGAUUCCCGAACGGCAACACCUAUGUCAAUGGGUACGGCAAUCAGCCCCAACGUGGUGGACGACGCCCACAGAACGAUGAGGCCAGAUUCAACAACGUUCCUCUCGAUUCCUACAAAGGUGGCUUGUAUGAACUGUGCAAAGAUCAGCAUGGUUGCCGAUAUCUCCAACGCAAGCUUGAAGACAAUGAAGCAGACAAUACCCAAAUGAUCUUUUCUGAGACUUGCCCACACAUCAUCGAGCUCAUGACGGACCCAUUUGGAAAUUACCUAUGCCAGAAGCUAUUUGAGCACUGCACCGACGAUCAACGAACUGCUCUUAUCAACACCGCUGCUCCAGCCCUGACCACCAUUGCUCUCAACCAGCAUGGCACUCGAGCUUUACAGAAGAUGAUCGAAUUCGUCCACACCCCACAGCAAGUGGAUACCAUUAUCAAGGCCCUGGCGGAUCGCGUGGUCGAUCUCGUCCAAGACCUCAAUGGCAAUCAUGUCAUUCAGAAGUGUCUUACCCGACUGGGAGCGGAACGAUCUCAAUUCAUCUAUGAUGCUGUUGGUCAUUACUGCGUCGUUGUCGGAACUCAUCGCCAUGGUUGCUGCGUGCUGCAGCGUUGCAUUGACCACGCCCAAGGAUUCCAGCGUGCCCAGCUUAUCCAGCGGAUCACUAACUGCGCCUUCGACCUUGUUCAAGACCCCUUUGGCAACUACGUUGUUCAAUACAUCCUUGACCUGGAUGAGCCGGCCUUCACCAAACCACUCUGUGAGAGCUUUGCUGGUCGGGUUUCAGCACUGUCUAAGCAGAAAUUCAGCUCGAACGUCAUUGAGAAGUGUCUUCGCACCGCUGAUAUGGACACCAAGAGAAAGAUGGUCGAGGAAAUGCUCAACGGCGCUGAGUUGGAGAAGAUGUUGCGUGACUCAUUUGCCAACUAUGUUGUUCAGACUGCGAUGGACUUUGCAGAUCCACAGACCAAAGCCCGGUUGGUGGAUGCGAUUCGCCCCAUCCUUCCUUUGAUCAAGCAAACCCCUCAUGGUCGUCGCAUUGCCAGCAAAAUCAUGGGCAACGACGUCCAAGGUCGUACUAGUGGUACGUCGAGCGGCCAGAUGACACCUUCGGACAACUAUCUUGCAAGCUUCUCAGGUGGCCGCACCAACAGUCGUCGCAACGUCCAGAUUGUUGGCGGCGGAUUUAACGGACUUCGCCCCAACCCAGUCUACAACGGGACCGAGAACGCGGAGCUGUCAACCAACGUCAUGGGUAAUGGUAAUGGAAACGCCUUCUCCCCGGGCUCUAAGGACGUCGGAGGUGCUAGCUUCAAUCCUCAAGGCUAUGCAGGAGACGCUUCUCAGAAUGGGUUCAAUGGCUAUCACAACGGACCAGUGGGCAACGGCAAUGUCUUCUGAUGCUGCCAUGUCCAUCACCUACGCAGUCAACGCGUCUACGAGUUAUGAUUUUAUGACUUCGCGACUUGUCAUUUUGUUUUUGAUUUAUCCACACAACGCAUGACGCUCGUCGGAACUUGAGCUAGAGAUGCUCGUUCUCUGGCGAUGCUUACAUCUAACCCACGUGUAUCAUCUUGCAUUAAAAAGCACCCGAAAACAUGUUUUCACGAAGGUAUCACGGCCAUUGUUUCUGUAUUAUGCCCCUCAUGGCCUUUUAGGCAAUCAGACCAGCAUCAGUCUGGCAGAAUAUCAGCUUGGUUUAUCAGUCGGCAUGGCUUUCUUUCACUCAUAUGGCUUCAAAGCCUACGAGGGACCGAAAAGGCUUCUUGCGACAUGUUACAUCAACAUUUUAGGGCGUGGAAUGGGGAUCGGACCGGAGUUGAGACGAUUUUGUUUCUUUUACCCAUAGCUUGAACAUUCAUCACGAGGGUUUGGACACAGUGAAGGAAUUGCUCUUGGAGGUAUCGAUCCCCUAGAUCAUCAUCAGCCUUGUCAUCAUGUACAACGGAACCACAAGUGAGAUGGACCGACGAGGAUGGAUCUGGGGAUUGUACACUGGACAAUGGACAGGGAAUUUCCUUUCCUUUCUGAACCUAUUGGAGCAAGACAGCUCAAAAGACCAUCGCAACGGGAAACUCAGGCAUACCUAUGGAUGAUUGCGAGAGUCAUUCUGGCCAGCACCUUGUGUGCGGAGCUCAGCUUGCAGUGAGUUCUUCAGUGAGCAUGUACCACCAAAAAUCAACAUUAAGACAGCAAUAGCUAGAGAAUUGUACUUGAA
Molecule: messenger RNA, 4406 nt
Organism: Exophiala mesophila
Lineage: Eukaryota; Fungi; Ascomycota; Eurotiomycetes; Chaetothyriales; Herpotrichiellaceae
Exons: 4
Coding region: 1319-3589 (756 amino acids)
Biological process (GO): post-transcriptional regulation of gene expression
Cellular component (GO): cytoplasm
Molecular function (GO): mRNA binding
Source: RefSeq, a predicted model, not a curated record